Molecule: messenger RNA, 819 nt
Organism: Megalobrama amblycephala (Wuchang bream)
Lineage: Eukaryota; Metazoa; Chordata; Actinopteri; Cypriniformes; Xenocyprididae
Gene: ccl32b.3
Product: chemokine (C-C motif) ligand 32b, duplicate 3
Exons: 3
Coding region: 200-565 (121 amino acids)
Biological process (GO): inflammatory response; neutrophil chemotaxis; cellular response to tumor necrosis factor
Cellular component (GO): extracellular region
Molecular function (GO): chemokine activity; CCR chemokine receptor binding
Source: RefSeq, a predicted model, not a curated record
AUCAAACCGUGAGAUCAUCACUCUUUCCACUCAUCGGAUGGUGGUCCGCCUCUCUGUAACAUACACACUCUCUCUCUCUUACUCAUACACUUUCCCUAUUGAGGUUUGUGUGUGUGUGCACAAAAGAGCAGAGGAAAUGAAAGUGUGAAAUAUAUAAGGUUGUGUAAAGAGUAGUUUCAGUCAGUGUCUGUCUGCAGCUAUGAUGAGGUCUCUUGUCUGUCUUCCUUUCUGCCUGGUGCUGUUUCUGUUCUGCCAUACUUCAGAAACAAGUCAGCGUUCUUUAAAUUGCUGUUUGAAGACGGGCACUGACAAAAUACCUGACAACAGAGUGGUGGAUUAUGCAGACCAGAAAGCAGGACUUUGCCCUAUCAAUGCUGUUGUCUUGUGGACUACAAGAGGCAAAGCAAAGUGUUAUGAACCAGGCUCGGAGUGGAUCGAAUGCAUUAAGAGUAAGGUGGACCAGAAAAAAAUGUCAAAACAAACCUCUGAUCCAACAGCUGUGCUAAGCCAAAAUAAAAAACAAAAAAAUGGAAAGGGAUGCAAAAAGAAACAAAUUUCUUUAUAAUCUUUUUUUUUUUUUUUUUUAAAUGUUUUUGUAUUGGUUGACCUGUGCCAACUGACAUAAGCUUAAAUUUAUGAGGUAUAAAUAAGUAAAAUUAAGGACUCUUUCAUGCUGAAUGUUGACUCUCUCAUUUGAAAUGAAUUUAUUCUGCUUCACAGAUUUUAUUUUCACUUAUCAAGAAUGUAUUGUUUGUAUUCAGUAUUUUUGUAGUUAAAAAGAAUGAAAUGCUAUAAAAUAAACACAUUGUGCAGAUUUUA